This is a messenger RNA of Histoplasma mississippiense, 2568 nucleotides long. RefSeq lists its product as hypothetical. Lineage: Eukaryota; Fungi; Ascomycota; Eurotiomycetes; Onygenales; Ajellomycetaceae. The record is from RefSeq and is a predicted model, not a curated record. Gene Ontology annotation, cellular component: microtubule plus-end; centrosome; spindle pole body. The coding region runs from base 1 to 2568 and encodes 855 amino acids. Gene Ontology annotation, biological process: microtubule polymerization; mitotic spindle organization; establishment or maintenance of microtubule cytoskeleton polarity. The transcript is spliced from 5 exons. Gene Ontology annotation, molecular function: microtubule plus-end binding; microtubule plus end polymerase activity.
AUGUUCCGUGGUGACCCCAUGCCGUCGUGGUGGGUCGUUGGGCAUCAAUGGAAAUUUAAGAGGAUUUGGCAAAGAGCAUCGCGCUUGCAGCCUCGCAAAAUGGCGGAGCAAGAAGAGGACUUCAGUUCCUUGCCUCUACCAGAUAGAUUUGUCCAUAAGAAUUGGAAAGUUAGAAAAGGGGGAUAUGAGGACGCUACAAAACAAUUCGAGCUAUCACCCGACGAAUCGGAUCCCGUGUUUCGACCGUUCCUACAAGACCCAGGGCUAUGGAAGGGUGCCGUCGCCGAUUCGAAUGUAGCGGCACAGCAGGAGGGUUUAAAUGCGUACUGCGCCUUUUUGAAAUAUUCUGGAGUGCAAGGAUGCACGAGAUGGCUCAAAGACGCUAUGAAGCCGCUGUUCUGGGGAGAAUUAAAACCAGUACAACAACAGGAUUUAGAAAAACUAUUCGAAGCUAUCAAGCAGGAGCCAGCGCCAAAGCAGCAGCGAUUUACGCGAGCACAGCAAGAAGCUAUGGCAGCAGCCAGCAACCAGGCUGGUGGAGAGGGCGAUGACGGCGCAGACGGGGGCGAAGCAGACGUUGAUGAUGCAGAGGUUGAUGCUUUUGAUCUUGCAGAAGCCGUCGAUGUCUUGUCUCAGGCACCAAAGGACCUGCACGAGAAAUUAGCGUCGUCGAAAUGGAAGGACCGUAAAGAAGCGCUCGAUGCACUUUUCGUCGCAGCGAAUGUUCCUAGGAUAAAAGAUGGGCCCUUUGACGAAGUAGUACGUGCGCUGGCAAAAUGCAUGAAGGAUGCAAACGUUGCAGUGGUGACUGUGGCUGCCAAUACGAUAGAAGCUCUUGCUAAAGGCUUACGUAAAAGUUUCUCCAAAUACAGGCCUACUGUUCUAGCUCCUGUUAUGGAACGCCUAAAGGAGAAAAAGCAGUCUGUUGCUGAUGCGCUAGGUCAUGCCUUGGAUGCAGUUUUUGCUGCCACCAACCUUUCGGAUUGUCUUGAAGAUGUGUUAGAAUUCCUUAAGCACAAAAAUCCGCAAGUCAAACAAGAAACUCUGAGGUUUCUGAUUCGAUGUCUGAGAACAACGCGGGAUGUUCCAUCCAAACCGGAAGCAAAGUCGAUAGCGGACGCUGCUACAAAAUUACUAACAGAAUCCAGCGAAGCUACUCGAUCCGGCGGUGCUGAAAUUCUGGGAACCUUGAUGAAGAUUAUCGGCGAAAGGGCGAUGAAUCCCUAUUUGGAUGGGUUAGAUGAUAUUCGGAAAACAAAGAUAAAAGAAUUUUUUGACACGGCAGAAGUCAAGGCUAAGGAACGUCCUAAACCUAUCGUCGGGCCUCCCAAAGGUCUAGCCCUUCCCGGAGGGGCUAAGAAGCCCAUUGCCAAACGGCCACCAGCUGCCGUUAAGAAGCCGGCACCCGCUGCGGCACCCGCUGCAGCACCCGAAGAACCUACGCCGGCACCACCCACCGCCAAGAAGGCAAUUCCGUCCAAGCUUGGCCUUCCCAAGGCUGCGGGAGCGGCGACACCUGGGGGAGGAUUUAAACUUCAAAGGAAGCUAGCUGGACCAGGAGGUGCGCCUGCAUCGCCACGAAGGGUUGUCUCACCACCAUUCGAGGAAAACCCCCCUCCUGUUGCCACUGCUUCUGCUCCUACAGUGUCCAAAUUCGGUAUGGGUAAUCGCGGACUUACUGGACGUUCGCUGGGGAGGCCUGCACCUUCAAACUCAGAGCCUGCACCGCCGCCUCCUACUUCAAUAAGCUCCGGGAUGGCAGCAAUUGAGCGAGCUGAAUUAGAAGAGCUUCGCCUUGAGAAAGAGAGAUAUUCUCGGAUGGUAGAAAAUUUGCAAUCUGAGCGAACAAAACUGCUAUCCGAAAUAAAUGAACUUCAAAAUCAAAACGCGCAGCUGAUUGAAGACCACACAAGGGAUGUUCUGAGCGUCAAAGCCAAAGAAACUCAACUGGUUCGAGCCAGGAGUGAUGCAGAAGCGGCAGAACAAAAUGUCCAGAAACAGCAAAGGGAAAUUGAGCGGUUGAAGCGGGAGCUGGCUCGGGCCGUGCGCGCCAGUGCAGCUAGCCCUCCAGCAACUAUUCCUGAUAUGAGCCUGAAUAUGGGCCUGACUGAUGGCGGAAUAUAUCAGGACAACACAAACAAUCAUAACCACAACAUGAACGGUCCACCAUCUCGCUCCGCUCUGCAUUUCGGCUCACGAUUCGAAAGCGCACGACCUAGAAGCUUCAUGUCUGCCAGCCCCAGUGAGGAAAAAGAAAACACCAACGGCCUCGAAUCACCACCAGGUCUGAGUAGUACAGGUGGCGGCGGCGGGCAUCCAGGGAGGAGAAAAAUCAGUCCACCCGUUGGCUCUUCUUAUUCUUCAGGUAGAGGAAGCCCGGGGAGGAUGUCUGUUGGCGGUAGGACAGGGUCCAGCGGUGAUGGACUGCCUGCAUCCACAUCUACUUCACAGGGCGGCGGCGAACCGGCGGAGAAUUGGAAGCGCGCCGCCGAAGUUACUAGCCAGCUGAAGGCGAGGAUUGAGCAGAUGAAGGCACGACAAGGUCUUUCUCGGCCUGCACCUUCAUAG